AUGGCGGCAACGAGAACAAUGGCUACGUUGCGGCACAAGAUGUGCACUGCACAUGGAAUUCUCACAUUAAGGUUACAUCUCAUCCAGUUGGCGAUCUUGGUAAUGCUGUUACUGGGCAAGGCAAACGCCGACUGCGAGUGCGGCUAUGCCACCUCAGUGGCAAGUGAAAACCAAGAGGUGUUAUUCACAGACCUGCUCGAGACGGACUUUACGCACCUCACACACCUGCCAGACAACACCGACUGGUUGGGCCAGACGUGGAACAAGUCGAGCAAGAGUGCCCGUGGCGAUUUCGGCGAGGUGUUCACAAAAGACAACAUCGUUCCCAAUCCCGCCCGUAGCAGUCGCAUUAUUCGACUUGACACUGGGGCCAACGGACAGGCGGCUGGUCUCGACCUCAUCGUCAGGAGCAAGGUGGUUGAUGACAUGGUGCCGAGUGCGGAGCUCGACUCUUCGAGAAGCGAUAUUCUAUGGGGAUCCUUUCGAGCUGGUCUCAAACUCACGGGAGACCCGGGUACAUGUGCAGCUUUCUUCUGGUACUACAACGACACACAAGAAAUCGACAUGGAGUUCCUCUCCCAGGAAUUUGAUGCAUCCAAAAACAUCUUCCCUGUCAACCUGGUCCUACAGUCCCGCGCGGCCCUCGAGGCGGGCUACAACGCGCAGGCAACGGGCAACUUUAAAAAAAUCAACCUCCCCUUCGACCCGACGCGGGACUUUCACGAGUACCGCAUGGACUUUCUACCCCAGCGCGUCAUUUUCUACGCCGACGGGCAGGCGCUCGCCGAGAUGACGGGCGACGCGGUCCCCGACCACCCGGGCCACCUGAUCCUGCAGCACUGGAGCAACGGCAACGCGCUGUGGAGCGGCGGGCCGCCGCAACGCGACGCCAUGCUUACCGUCGCCUACGUCAGGGCGUACUUCAACUCGUCGAGCGACGCCAGGAAGCAGGACUGGGAGAAGAGGUGUCAUGAUGUGGCCGCCCCGGGCGCAGUCUGCCAGAUCCCGGAGAAGGUGAGCGUCGCGAACCCGUCGCUGUUCAGCACUGCGUCCAACAUGACGAACAACCAGACUGUGUCGGCGGGUGGGUUCGAGGCACGUAACUCCCUGGCGGCUGGCGCGAACGCUGUGUCGUGGUUCGCUGUGGUUGUUGCGCUGCUCUGUACGGUUUUCUCCUCUGAUCUGUGGUGA
This is a messenger RNA of Pyricularia grisea, 1191 nucleotides long. RefSeq lists its product as uncharacterized. Gene Ontology annotation, molecular function: hydrolase activity, hydrolyzing O-glycosyl compounds. The record is from RefSeq and is a predicted model, not a curated record. NCBI's taxonomy places the organism in Eukaryota, Fungi, Ascomycota, Sordariomycetes, Magnaporthales, Pyriculariaceae. Gene Ontology annotation, biological process: carbohydrate metabolic process. The transcript is spliced from 2 exons. The coding region runs from base 1 to 1191 and encodes 396 amino acids.